AAGGACGGAACAGGAAAGUUAUAUAGCAAUAAAUGUUUUGCAGAGUAUGAGAAAAGGCGAUUGUGUUGGAUAGCUACACACGAAUGGUGAAAUAAAGGAUGAACGCCAUUAUACAACUGCAAUUAUCCUGUGAAAGAUAUUCCCAUCAAUGAAAAAAAUAAGAAUAAUAGCCAUUUCCAUGUAGGGUCAAUGACAAACUGAAUUCAGUAGUGUUGUUUUCGAGAAGCAUCCGGGAGUGCGCCCGCUCCCACGGUUAUCUGGCGGCCUUGGUGCCACCUGCCCCGCCGCGCUGGCCUGACACAGACAAUGUGAUUGAUUUGUUUGUGAAAUAUUAGACACAUAUGUUUUAUCAAGUGCAGCAACGAUACAUAUAAAUGCCAAUACAGAUUAGUUCCUCAUAUUUACCUGUUGGCCAGCCGCUCAGAGCAGACAUCGAUUGCAUGGCAUCAGACCACCGCUGACGACGGACAGACUGCUCUGCUGUGUCACUGCUGAACGACCUCCCUCCCCCCCCUCCCCUCCGUACCUUGCUGUUGCUGCUGCUUCUGCUUGUAUAAGCGUGCGAGUCGUCAACCCGCCCGCCAGAACCCACUCAUCAUGGGAGGAAGCUCGCUCCUCAGUGUGUUGGUGCUGCUGGCGGUGGCAUGGCUCGGAGUGGCGCGAGCUGCAAGCCUCAACCGCACCGUCGUUUUCUUGUUUAAAGAGACCGAAAGUGGACAAGAUUUGUUUAUUCGGGGCGGCAUCGACAGCGCCCAGCGGCCAGGCUGUACCGAUGACGCUGAGACGGACCCGUGUGCCAUCGACAUGAUCACUCACUCUUUAGGGACAAUCAGUCACUACGAAUCGUACAACUCCUGGCGCGUUGGGGACACCCGCCUGGACUGGAUGGGCGCCCAGGCAGGCCAGGGCAACUACAACGGCCUGUUAGCUUCGGGCACACCUCUGGCCUGGACUACCAACAACGUCCUCAGUCCCGCCUUCCAAGAGCUGAACACCUUUGGGGACCACUACUGGAUGGUCGAUAUGGGCUUGGACUGCUCUCAGGCUGAAGAGGGAUGGUUUGAGAUCAAGGCUAUCGUUACCAGCGCUGGGGACGUCUGGGAAGGGGACAUCACACAGACUGCCUGUUCGGGGACGGGCGGCGGCACUGCCCCGUACACCAGCGCCAACCACCUCGGCCGCUGCGGGUACGUCAACAUCUUCACAUUUGACUCGUCCCUCUGCGUGAUCGACACCUUCCCGUAGGCUGAGCAGCAUUCCAAAAUACAAGACAGUUUGGGAAUGUCCAUCCUUCGUACUCCUGAUAACCUACAGGAUACAUCACCUCGUCUCCAAGGAAUAGCAUUGUAGCUACAGUGUUUCGAUUGAUGCAGUGUUUUUUGUAAGACUUUUCACAUUUGGGACUUAUUACUAAAGUUUUAAGAAAUGGAUGUAAUCAGCUAUAGGUGUGGACAUCUUUUGGAAUAUGUUAGACUUAAUUACUUAAAUUAACUUCGUAGUUAGGAGGAUACAACGAUGGAAGUAUGCGUAGUGAGGCCUCAUGUGGUUCAUUUAAGUGAAUCGAAUGUUCGUCUUCUGCUUCACUGGCCCAGCUCACCACGCCCGGGGCAACUAAUGGUGGGGUUGGUUGUUUCGUAACUCCACAGGUCUGCUGGACUCCUUUACAAACCACGAAUUACCACGGACGGUUGUUCCAGCAUGUAUUAACCUCCUUCCUUGGAUUUCAGCAACAAAACACGACCAGAGAAAAAAGUGUACAUCCACAAUCUCCUUUCCUUCAGUGAUUGGUGACACUAAUAAAAUUUAAAUCUAUCCUUA
Eriocheir sinensis (Chinese mitten crab) is the source of this 1818-nucleotide messenger RNA. Its product is annotated as alpha-amylase-like. The coding region runs from base 598 to 1245 and encodes 215 amino acids. Lineage: Eukaryota; Metazoa; Arthropoda; Malacostraca; Decapoda; Varunidae. The record is from RefSeq and is a predicted model, not a curated record. The transcript has 6 exons.